GCAGAGCGUGCCGCGGCUGCCUUUCCAAAUUGCCUACUGGAAGGAUGUGCUGCCCGACCUCACCCAGCUGCUUCAUGAUCGUCGUGAACGCCUGGCGGAUUACGUCGACCUGGAUGUAUUCCACGAUCAGAAGAAAUCCGAGCGCGAGGCUCGAGAACAGUAUCUGAAGCACCAGGACGUCCCUGCCGUGACCGAGGACCCGAAGCCUGGUGAACGGCAUCCCAAUCACCAACAGGCUUGUGGUCGAAGCGAUGCAGAUAUCGGCGACCACGAUUGUCAUGAAGGGCUAUCAGCACGACCUCCCUUCUAUUGUGUACGAGUGUGUUGAGGAGCUCUACCGAACAGGCAUCUACCACCGUAAACUCUUCCUCGAAACACCCGUCAAGCACAACGUUGACAGGAUGCGCCGCAUCUUUGACCGCGGCUACAAGCGGCCGCCAGGUGUGCGUAUCGGGCCGCUCGCGAAGUAUGCCACCAAGGACGUCUGCGGGCUGCUCGAGCACUUCUUGGAGCGCUUGCCCGAUCCCAUUGUCCCGCGCGACAUCAACUACGGGCUCUGGUGCUGGUGCGUCAACCCCGUGCUCCAGCGCGAAUGGGACAUCCGCUUCCCGCCCGUCAUCAAGCGGCGGCGGCGGACGAUCCGGGGCGAAGUUCCGGAGAUGGAGCACAAAAUCAUCGAGGAUCCGAACCUUACCCCCGAGGAACGCCGCGCCGUCCGCGAGGAAUUCGACGCGCCGCUCGUCGAGAUCGCGCGGUACACGCUGCGGCUCCUCUCGGUCGAGCACCUGUCGCUGCUCGUGUACCUCUUCGACUUCUUCAAGUGCGUGAUGGACCACCCUGAGAACGGCAUGAAUGCGGAAUACCUCGGCGAGAAGUUCGGGUACAUCCUGCUCGGCGGGACGAGCUACGCGGCGGGGCGCACGCUGAUGAUGUGGCUGCUCGAACGGUGGGAGAGGGUGUCGAAGGGCCUGCUGGACAUCGCACCCCCUGGAACGCGGCGUUUCGUCUCGCACGAACCGGACAUCAAGUCCAUGCGCGCUGCGGAGGUGCGGAGGCGCAAAUAUGCGAUCUCACCGCAUCAGCCGUACGAACGCGUUCAAGCGUGCGGCGAUGAGUCGUCCGACAACUCCUCGCGCACGUUCGUGAAUAGUUAUGAGGAGGGACGAGACAACGACGAAGGAUCUGUCCUGGAUUACUACUAUUCAGAACACAAACACAAACGCGACGUCCACGAAACGCCCGCAGUCGGUCAAAGGACCCGCAAAGGCCCUCAGUCGAGGCGCGAGGACGAAGCUCAUAGGCCUCGUCGGUUCGCUGAUAUAGAUGACGACGAGCUCGAACUCGAAAUCCGAAAGCCUGAGAGCCAGUCUUUGCGGCGAUUCCUGCGCAAAGAGCAGCGUCCGCGUAACAAGCGCCGCGACACGCUCGAGCAGGACUGUGACGACUACGGUAACUACUUCUGAGGUCAUGAAUCAAAUAGUAACAGAGGAAACAAUGUCUACGUCUGUACCACAAUACAACUUCUAUGAUGACUCGGAUGCGUCCAAUCGA
Molecule: messenger RNA, 1551 nt
Organism: Rhodofomes roseus
Lineage: Eukaryota; Fungi; Basidiomycota; Agaricomycetes; Polyporales; Fomitopsidaceae
Product: Rho GTPase activation protein
Exons: 4
Coding region: 252-1463 (403 amino acids)
Biological process (GO): activation of GTPase activity; signal transduction
Molecular function (GO): GTPase activator activity
Source: RefSeq, a predicted model, not a curated record